AUGGUCAGUUCUUCAACCUCCAAGGCAACUGCUCUGUCGAUCAACUAUGAAGCAACUGCCGACCUUGAUUCAACCAAUGCUUUCGAAGGCCCAGAGAAGCUUCUCGAAGUCUGGUUCACACCUUCCCCGGAGUUGCUCCCACCCACUACCCACCAAAAUGGUCUCAAAUACAUCACAAAAGAGAGAUGGGAGCAGAUGUUGGACAUCGUCAAGUGCAAGGUCCUCUCGGUUGUCAAGAACGACAACGUGGACGCAUACCUUUUGAGUGAAAGUAGCAUGUUUGUCUUUCCCCAUAAAGUUAUUCUCAAGACCUGUGGAACAACCACCCUUCUCAAUGGUCUUCCGGAGAUGCUUCGCAUUGCUGCUGAAGCUGGUUUCAACAAUGGCGGGGCCCACGUUGCUACCCCAUACCGUGUUUUCUACUCUAGGAAGUCUUUCAUGUUCCCCGAUAAGCAGAUGCACCCCCACAAGAGUUGGAGGGAUGAGGUUGAAUAUCUUGAUGAGUGGUUCCUCAACGGGAGCGCCUAUAUGGUUGGAAAGAUGAACGGCGAGCACUGGUACCUCUACUUGACCAACCCAGGAACCAUGCUUUCCCCACCUCUGACACCCACAAACGAGCUUGCCGAGCCGUUUGACAUACCCACGGAGACAAAAAUACUAACUUUCCCGGAGGCCAACGACAUUGUGUACAAGAAUAUCGGCGGUGGACGAGAUGGGGGCAGUGGAAAUGGGAUUUUCGAUGAGACCCUUGAGGUCUUGAUGACUGAUUUGGAUGAAACUAAGGCCAAGCAAUUUUACCUUGCUAAUGCUAGUGCCUUGGCUGCGAGUCAAUUCAGGCGCCAACAGCAUGAGGAUUCUGGGGAGGCCUCAUCUGACGAGGAUGAUGAGCUUCCAGAGGAGCUUACCAGCGAGGGUCAUGCUCUCGGUUCUAUCGUCUCGAAGGCUUGUGGACUCGAUGACACAUACCCGCGAUCCAAGUACCCUGAUGCCUGCGUCGACUCCUACAUCUUUAGCCCUUGCGGAUUCUCGGCCAAUGCCGUCAUCCCGUCCCCUGACCCGAACGUCCCCACCACCCAUUAUUUCACCGUGCACGUCACGCCGGAACCCCACUGCUCUUACGCUUCGUUUGAGACCAAUGUGCCAGGACGCCAAUCUGGGCGUGAGACUGCUGAAAUCCUGGAGCACGUUGUUGGAAUUUUCCGUCCGGGAAGAUUCUCGGUCACCUUGUUUGAGGCCCAGCCGAACAGCUUGGAGCGUGCCCAGGGAGGGGGUGUCUACGAUACCACGGCAGCAAAGAGAAACGCGAGGAUGGAUGCCAUCAAGGGCUACAGGCGCGUUGACAAGAUUCGCCAUGAUCUCGACGGUUACGAUCUUGUUUUCCGCUACUACGAGCGUGAUGACUGGAAGGGUGGUGUUAAGCCCGUUUUGCGUGAUUUCUGA
Messenger RNA from Morchella importuna, 1440 nucleotides. RefSeq lists its product as uncharacterized. Gene Ontology annotation, biological process: spermidine biosynthetic process; spermine biosynthetic process. The record is from RefSeq and is a predicted model, not a curated record. NCBI's taxonomy places the organism in Eukaryota, Fungi, Ascomycota, Pezizomycetes, Pezizales, Morchellaceae. Gene Ontology annotation, cellular component: cytosol. Gene Ontology annotation, molecular function: adenosylmethionine decarboxylase activity. The coding region runs from base 1 to 1440 and encodes 479 amino acids. The transcript has 2 exons.